CGUGGGGGUAAAGAUUCUAUUUUAUCUUGUUCUAAUUGGGAAUAAACAAUCCACGGCCCGCAAUUUCAGUUGAUUCUAUGUGCUUCUUCUUCUUCUUCUUCUUCUUCUUCUUUAACAACUCCAAUUUUCCUUUUGAAAAGGAAUAAUUAAUAACACAAAGACAAAUCCAAUCAAUCAGAAUGCUAGGUGAGAAUGUAGCUGAAUAAAAGUCUCAGUUUGACUUGCAAUUUAUGGUCAAUGAAAUUGCUUCAGCAGUGCGUUUUUGGGAAAUUAUGACAAUUAUUGAAAAAUAUCCUAGCCAACUUGCAGCAGUAUUUAUAUACUACAUUUUCAUUCGAGUUUUAUGGCCUUAUCUUCCUAGCUUUUCUUUGGUUUCUUAUGCUUUGCCUUCCUUUUUAAGUUAGCAAAAUCCAAAUGGGUAAUCUUUUCUGUUGUGUACAAGUUGACCAGUCUACAGUAGCCAUUAAGGAGAGAUUUGGCAGGUUUGAGGAUGUUCUUGAACCUGGAUGCCAUUGCCUACCUUGGUUUCUUGGAAGUCAACUUGCUGGCCACCUGUCGCUAAGAUUGCAGCAGUUGGAUGUUCGUUGUGAAACCAAGACUAAGGACAAUGUAUUUGUUAAUGUUGUUGCAUCUAUUCAAUACCGGGCACUGGCAGACAAGGCAAGUGAUGCCUUUUACAAGCUGACAAACACAAGGACACAAAUUCAAGCCUAUGUGUUUGAUGUUAUUAGAGCAAGUGUUCCGAAGCUAAAUCUGGAUGAUGUUUUUGAACAAAAGACUGAAAUUGCUAAAGCUGUUGAAGAAGAACUUGAGAAGGCUAUGUCUGCCUAUGGGUAUGAGAUUGUUCAAACACUUAUUGUGGACAUAGAACCUGACGAGCAUGUGAAGCGUGCAAUGAAUGAAAUUAAUGCCGCUGCAAGGCUGAGAGUGGCAGCUAAUGAGAAGGCAGAGGCUGAGAAAAUUUUGCAAAUCAAACGAGCUGAAGGUGAGGCUGAGUCCAAAUAUUUGUCGGGGCUGGGUAUCGCUCGCCAACGACAAGCAAUUGUUGAUGGUUUGCGAGAUAGCGUGCUUGGAUUCUCUGUUAAUGUCCCGGGGACUACUGCAAAGGAUGUUAUGGAUAUGGUCCUGGUUACCCAGUACUUUGACACCAUGAAAGAAAUUGGUGCUGCUUCUAAGUCCUCAGCUGUGUUUAUCCCUCAUGGUCCUGGAGCUGUUCGUGAUGUCGCUACUCAGAUUCGUGAUGGACUCCUCCAGGCCACACACCAGUAACUAUACGAUUUUUUUUUAAGACAAGACAAGACAAGACAAGCAUUAGUAGUUUUUUAAGGAUAAUACCUGGUUUUAACGUUACCUGUUUAGUUCUUGAUGUCUUUUUUACAUUAUGAGCACUGGAUGUACAUAUGGUGUGGGCAUAAACGGUUUGUGAAAUGCGUAAGAUAUUUUAUACUCUUAUAGAGGUUGAGUGGUCUUUAUUAUGGAUUUUUCUUGGUUAUAUUGUCGCCAUGGAUGAAGGUUGAACAAUUCUUCUAUCAAAAAUUGGUCACAAAUGAGUUCAUUUCAAGAA
Molecule: messenger RNA, 1564 nt
Organism: Gossypium arboreum
Lineage: Eukaryota; Viridiplantae; Streptophyta; Magnoliopsida; Malvales; Malvaceae
Product: hypersensitive-induced reaction 1 protein
Exons: 7
Coding region: 415-1269 (284 amino acids)
Source: RefSeq, a predicted model, not a curated record